GUAGUGCCAUACAAUUAUAUGCUAGUUAUUUUGAUUAGGGUGCAAUUAAGCUGCCCAAACCUUCUUGUCAUGCUAAACUAAACUAAAGAGGGACCUAUCAUCCAAACCCUAACUAGCUACCCCAAACAUGUGUGUGUCUCUCUCUUGUAUAUAUAUAUGGGUAUGGGUAUCCUAACACUACCCAUACCCCUUCUCCCUCACUCAAUCUCCCAUUUCCCCUCUAAUUCUACUUACUUAAGCUAGCUAAUAAUUAGCCCAAGAAAAAUCCCCUCUCUCCUCCUCUCCUCUCACUUAUCAAGAGAAAAUCAUUUUGGGAUCUGAAAAACAAAGAUAGAUAUGCAAGAUAGCUAGCUAGCAAGUUAUAGUCAAGUUUUGCUUGAUUUCUACUCGAUCGAUUCGAUCUCUAGCUAGGUGAAGGAUCAUGGCGUCGUCGUCGACGACGAACACGUCGGACGGCGCCGGGAAGCCGGCGUCGUCGUCGUCGUCGGCGUGCCCGAGAGGCCACUGGCGGCCCGGGGAAGACGAGAAGCUCCGGCAGCUGGUGGAGAAGUACGGCCCUCAGAACUGGAACUCCAUCGCCGAGAAGCUGGAGGGCAGAUCAGGGAAGAGCUGUCGUCUCCGGUGGUUCAACCAGCUGGACCCGCGGAUCAACAAGCGGCCCUUCACGGAGGAGGAGGAGGAGCGGCUGCUGGCGGCGCACCGCCACCACGGCAACAAGUGGGCCCUCAUCGCCCGCCACUUCCCCGGCCGCACCGACAACGCCGUCAAGAACCACUGGCACGUCGUCCGCGCCCGCCGCUCCCGCGAGCGCUCCCGCCUCCUCGCCCGCGCCGCCGCCGCCGCCGCCCACCCGCCGCCGUUCUCCUCCUACGCCAGCCAGCUCGACUUCAGCGGCGGCGGUGCGUCAUCAGGCGCGCGCAAUAGCUCGCUAUGCUUCGGCUUCGGCAUGAUCAACAGGUCGUCGUCGUCUUCUUCUUCUCCGGCGGCGGCGCCGUUCUUGAUCAAGUCGUUUAACGGUACGAGCUAUGGUACGCUGCUGCCGGCGACGACGUCCAUGGCGGCGGCGGCGCAGCCUGUGUCCACCAUCACCUUCUCCUCCACUCCCAUGAGAGAGACGCUGGAACUGAUGGAUGCCGGCGGCCAUGAGAACCACGGCGACGUCGACGGCGGCGGCGACAAGCGGAAGGGCGUGCCGUACUUCGACUUCCUCGGCGUCGGCGUGUAGCCGCCGUCGCCGGCGGCGGCGAGCCGGAGAUGGAUCGAUAGUGUUAUCCAAUGGAUAUGUUGUUAGAGAAGAAGCUGAGAUUAAUAUUUGUUGUUAAUUAAUGAUCAAUCGUAAUUAAUUAGGCGUCGCAUCUUAAUUGCAUGCAUGCACUAGAUCAGGAAAAAAGGGUAGCUAGGGACAUGCAUGCAUGGCCACUAGUGAUUAAGGAGAGGAUGAAUGAAACCCCCCUUACAACUUUGCCAAAUAAGUUUUUUUAAAAAAUUCAAUUUCCUAUAUGAGGUGAAUCGAUUAAUUAAUUAGCUGCUCAUGAUACAAAUUGUUGAGCUUUUCUCUCUGUUA
Molecule: messenger RNA, 1564 nt
Organism: Oryza sativa Japonica Group (Japanese rice)
Lineage: Eukaryota; Viridiplantae; Streptophyta; Magnoliopsida; Poales; Poaceae
Product: transcription factor CSA-like
Biological process (GO): regulation of DNA-templated transcription
Cellular component (GO): nucleus
Molecular function (GO): RNA polymerase II cis-regulatory region sequence-specific DNA binding; DNA-binding transcription factor activity, RNA polymerase II-specific
Source: RefSeq, a predicted model, not a curated record